This is a messenger RNA of Portunus trituberculatus (swimming crab), 602 nucleotides long. RefSeq names its product probable glutamate receptor. The transcript has 3 exons. NCBI's taxonomy places the organism in Eukaryota, Metazoa, Arthropoda, Malacostraca, Decapoda, Portunidae. Gene Ontology annotation, molecular function: glutamate-gated receptor activity. The record is from RefSeq and is a predicted model, not a curated record. Bases 9 to 602 code for a protein of 197 amino acids. Gene Ontology annotation, cellular component: membrane.
UCGUGGCCAUGAACUACUUCCCCUACAUCAGCUACAAGUGCUCUCGUGAUGUGCCUGGCAACGUAGCCUAUCUCACCGACUCCCUCAAUACUAGGAUGAUCACUGUACUUGCCAACAGCCUCAACUUCACGUAUGAUGUGCGGGAACCCGAGGACGAGCAGUGGGGACUUGAAAUCAGUGGAGGCAAUUGGACAGGGAUCGUUGGAACACUUCAACACGAGAAAGCAGAUUUCUCCAUGGACCUCACACUCACGCCACAAAGAGCAGUAGUCGUGGAGUUCUGCAGAGUAUACAUUGAUGAAGACACUGUCAUCCUGUCCACAAAACCAAGGCCUCUACCUGAGUACUUGUCUCUGAUUAACCCGUUUGGAGGUCUGGUGUGGAUGAUGGUUGUGGUGGAAAUAUUCGUGUGGGCGGCGACGCUUUGGCUCCUGUUAAAUAUCAGCGUGCAUGUGUAUGGGGGGAGGCGCCUCAGCUUUAAUACUGCACUCUUUUAUGGCUGGGGGCUACUUCUGGAGGAACAACCGCUCCGGCCACCCAAGGAACUCGCUGGCAAGGUAUAUAUUAUUGUCAUCCGAAGUACGGAGACAAAAUCAUCAUAG